CACACGGACUCUGGCGAGGGAACACGUGUGCAUGCAACAUGCACACAUUUUGGCUCCGCCUACGAGAUCCGCCGGGUGGUACCUCCGCGUUCGACAGUUAGAGACCGUCUACCACCUACGGACACCGCACAGCGCCUCAUCAGGAGACCAAAAGUCUACUACUGCGGCCACCGCUGCUGCCUGCCAAAUAAUUGAUUCUUAAA
Molecule: messenger RNA, 203 nt
Organism: Acanthoscelides obtectus
Lineage: Eukaryota; Metazoa; Arthropoda; Insecta; Coleoptera; Chrysomelidae
Source: the annotation of a GenBank genome assembly